CCGUAGAAUUAUCUAUGUCAUUCCGAGCCUUGACACGAUUGUGUAACCUAUACUAACAACGUUAACACGAUGGUUUUAUCCAUGGAGCGAUGGGUUGGCAAAGUAGCCAUAGUGACAGGCGCCAGUUCUGGAAUAGGAGCGGGCAUUGCAGACGCCCUUGUAGAACAGGGUUUAAUCGUAGUAGGGGUAGCACGACGCGUCGAACUCAUACAAGAGCGUGCUAAACAACUCUCAGGAAAGAAAGGCAAACUCCAUGCCGUUAAAGCCGACCUAUCCAAAGAAGAAGAAAUUUUGAAAGUUUUCGAAUGGACUACCCAAAAUCUGGGGCCUGUGCACAUCCUCAUCAACAACGCUGGGAUCGUAAUAUAUGGAACCUUAACAGAAGGUAAAACCGAAGACUGGAAAAAAACUUUUGAUUUGGCUGUCAUUGGACUAUGCAUCGCAACGAGGGAAGCAGUGAAAAUUAUGAAGGCUAAUCAGAUCAAUGGUCAUAUUGUACACAUUAAUGCUCUUUUGGGACACAAAGUGUUGCCUAUUCCCGAUAUGAAUGUGUAUGCGGCUUCGAAAUUUGCGACUACUGCUUUGACUGAAACUUUGAGGCAAGAGUUGAAUCAUUUGGGGUUGAAGAUUAAAAUUACUAGUGUCAGUCCUGGUUUAGUGGAAAGUGGGUUAACUACUUUAAAUGAUAACCUAACUCUACAAAGAAGAGAGUUUUAUAAAACUCUGCCCUAUUUGAAAGCGGAAGAUGUGGCUAAUGCUGUGACUUACGCUUUAUCUACCCCAGAACAUGUCCAAGUUCAUGAACUUACUAUUGCCGCAGAUUAAUGGAAUUUGAAAUAUUACGUUUUUGUUACUGUUUCUGUAUACUUCAUUCUAAUAAUAAAUCACAUUUAUUAUU
Molecule: messenger RNA, 898 nt
Organism: Zophobas morio
Lineage: Eukaryota; Metazoa; Arthropoda; Insecta; Coleoptera; Tenebrionidae
Product: farnesol dehydrogenase-like
Exons: 4
Coding region: 70-825 (251 amino acids)
Molecular function (GO): oxidoreductase activity
Source: RefSeq, a predicted model, not a curated record